UAUCAACUGUGGUAGACUUUGUACGUAAGUAUGAACCUACAAUGUGAACCUACGACAUUUCGUGGGUUGUAGAAGGAUGGUAGCUUACUUCCCCCAUGUAGGACAUCAUGAUACGUAAAGUAUGAAGUAAGAAGUAUUGCGUACUGUCCUCAAUGCCCGSACUCACCAUCACAUCUCGGUCAUCUGUUUCCUGUUUCCUCCCUUCAACCGAACGAAUGUAACAGCACAAGUGACUGAAUACCACCCGUUGCGCAUUUUCUUCUUUAGCAUCAAAACCAAAAGGUUGGAAGGCGUGGGACAAACGACCAAGAACCAAAAAAUACAUAUAUCCUCUUAAGAUUACAGAAACCCGAAAGCAAAACACAACGAGAAAGAAGAAAGGGAACCACGGGUGUUUUGUUUUCUGGCGUCUUUCUUGUUGAGGAAUCAACGCUACCUAAUUUUGAUUCCGGGUGAUACGAGUACGAAUUCUAUCCUAAAUUACCUUACCGAGCCCGUCAUGCAACGAGAACCUAUCUAUUGACGAAUACACACAUCCACACAUCAUUCAACACUGAAUCGACAUGGUAGCGUCCCAAAAACUUCGUAGAUCCAACGCCAACACUAGUCACAGCGGCGAUGCUGGCGGCAACAAACAAGGAUACCUCUCCAAGCACCAGCAGCAGCAACGCGAGAAAGCCGUCCAGAGCUACAGCGACACGAUGCGGAGGGACACAAAGGCGAUCGGGAAUGGAGUUUUUUGGCGGCUCUUUUUYCCACCGAUGGCGUGCGCAUUGAUCGGCAUUGUGUACGUUGUGAUGGGUGUGGUCGAGAUGAAGGCACCGGAGGCACAGCUGGAUCCACCAGAUUUCCGCAGCCUCCGAACGCAUUCGCCAGMUCAACACGCGUUGCCCAAGAUGAAYCCGUCCGGGGCCUCCAACACGACCGCCACGACUAACGCAGMUUYUGCCGCCACAACACAACAACAGUUGGACCUUCCGAAAUGGAUCACGGACUACGUCAAGUGGCACACGGAAAUGCGUGCYAAGUACCCUGGCAAGACACUCUUCACGUCGAAGGGAAAGGAUACUCCAAAGCUGCUCGUUAGGACCUGCCUUGGCAUCUGCGGCGGCCUCCACGACCGUCUCGGACAGCUCCCGUGGGAUCUGUACCUAGCGAUGCGGACCAAACGCGUCCUGCUGAUAGCCUGGCAACGGCCCCGGGAGCUGGAGCACUUUUUGGUGCCUCCCAUUAACGACGACGGCGAUGACAUCGAGAACAGCCACCAAGCGGCGGCAUUGGACUGGAGGGUCCCCGACUGCGAUAUGUUCGAGGACCAAAAUUGCGUUAAYUUUGGCUUCAAGGACAUCAGGAUCGUUCGCAGCAAGGUGAAGGAGCUCUUCGACGAUCAGCUCGAGGCGAAUCCAGGAGAGAAAAACUUUUGGAACGUCGGCUUCGAACGGGCCAUGGUCCGGGCSGGUGCCCCAYCGAGCCCGGGGGCAAUCACCUCUUACUUCUCGGAUAGCACGAACACAACGGAAGUCUUUCGGAAGGACCACAGAUACACCAUGGCCAAGAUCCUUCGGCACAGGCUGCUGGGGCACCUCGACGAGCACGUCCUGGAGGAACGUCUSGAACGCGAGGGCUACUACAAGGACGAGCCGCACUGGAAGCCAUCCGAUUUGCACAGCGCGCCAAGCUUUGGAGCCAUCUGGGACCUGUUCUUUCGGCCGUCCCAAGAGGUUCGUACCGAAAUCGUGGGAGCGCUGUCGGAAAUGAAUCUGCUUGCUUCGUCGUCGUCGUCGUCGUCGGGGCUGCACCCGGUCUCGAAGCUCCCCCCCACGGUCGACUUUUCGGCCGUUCACUGCCGUGUCCGCCACCCGAAGGCGCACCAGUUUGGGGAGGUUGUCAAGGGCAAGAACGAUCGGUACCCGGCAGACAAGACGGGCCUCCCGUGGAUCGAGGGAGGCCCGCAGAGGCGUUUUGCCCUCGAGACGGCCCACAAGGCGCUGGAAUGCGCCCGCGAAAUCGUCGGCACGGAGGUGGCAACGUCGCCGAAGCCUCCGAUCUACUUCUUGUCGGACUCAAACGACCUGGUCCGCCACGUUGCCGAAGAACUGGUGGACACGUCCCCCGGCGGGUACGUGGAACGACACCGAACCAACGAGAGCUGGAUYUACCCCCCGCUGCUGGARGUUGUCCGCGGCARUGGGGUCGAUGGCGAUGGCCCCGUCGUCGCCCGCAACACCACGCUCGAAAACGCGCACAUCGACAAGCAAAAGGGUCGGAAACCACCGGACUACUACGGAACCUUUGUCGAUCUGUACAUCGCUAUGAAGGCCCGCUGCGUCGUAUACGGCAUUGGCUUCUAUGCGGCCUUUGCGGCCAAGCUGUCCGGGACGRACUGCACGUAUCUGUACGCGGAGGAGACGUGGGGGCUGGAGAAGAAAAAAAGCGCAAGGGUGUGCCCGAACCACGGGCAGGAACAAAACGGAAUCGAAGCGUGACGAACCACGAGCCAAAUGACCUUUUACACAUCGUAUCCAUAGUGCGAUUUGUUUCAAAUUUUCUGGGUUGCCUCAAAAAAAUAUCUGCCAAAUCGAUAUUGGGGUUGCAAAAAUCACCUAGCACUAGGUUUAUGCCUCGGGCGAACAACUGUAGAGAAUCUUUAAAAAAUGGUUCAGCUUCUUGUUUCAUUCCUAAAGUAAGCCUUGCAAGAAAUCCUCGGCAAGAGCUUUGGCUAGAAGCGAAUAGACCUGGGGGCCUUAGAAUCCCUCCGAGGCUGCAUAUGAAUAGUAGAUGUAAAUAGAGUAUCCAAAUUGUU
Pseudo-nitzschia multistriata is the source of this 2803-nucleotide messenger RNA. Lineage: Eukaryota; Bacillariophyta; Bacillariophyceae; Bacillariales; Bacillariaceae. The record is from the annotation of a GenBank genome assembly.